Molecule: messenger RNA, 8671 nt
Organism: Aphidius gifuensis
Lineage: Eukaryota; Metazoa; Arthropoda; Insecta; Hymenoptera; Braconidae
Gene: wge
Exons: 14
Coding region: 1112-8281 (2389 amino acids)
Molecular function (GO): chromatin binding
Source: RefSeq, a predicted model, not a curated record
AGUUGCAUUCAAUCCGUCGGUUAGAGAGCACGUUGCUCCGAAUUGUUAUUUCAAGUAAAUGUGAAAAAAAAAAUCAAAAAAAUACAUUAAAGCUCAUAAAAAAAAAUAUUUUUAAACAAAAUUAUCAGUUAAACUUUCAACUAAUAAUAUUAAACGUAAAUAACAUAAAAAAACUAAUAUUAAUUAUUGCAUUUAAUUAUUGUGCAAAUAAAAAUACUGAGUAAAUAAAAAAAAAUAAAAAAAAUUUACCAAAACACACAAAGCUUCCGGGAUCCGUCGGACAAAAAUUUUUAUUUAAAAAAAUUAAUUUAUUUUAACUAAAAUAAAUAGUUUUUGUAUUAAUUUUAAAUAAUAUAUUAAUUUAUAUUUAAGAAUAAAAUUUAAAUAGUUAUAUUUUGGAGCGUAAAAGUGAUAAUAAAAGCUCAUAUUUAAAAAACGUAAUUUUUAAAGCAUAAGAAGUGGCCGGCGCCCCAGAAUUAAAGGGAAUAUAACCGAAGCCGCCGGCGGAUUUGACGUUCUGGAAGCAUCCAGGAAGAAAUUAUCAAACUGAUAAUAAUAAUAAUUAUUUAUUAUUAUUAAUUAAAACAAUCAAUUAUUAUAAAAGUGUUAUUCAAAUUAUUAAUUAACAGUUUACUUAUUAUAUUAAAUUAAAAUUUGUAUUAUUGUUUUUUUUUUAAAUGUGAAUAUAUUUUUGGAUAUUGAAAAAUGAAAGUGAUUGAAUUUUCAAUAAUUAUUUCAAAAGCUUAAUAUAUAAUAUUUAUUUGAUUUUAUAAUUUUUUUUUUUUUUUGAUAAAUGUUUAUGAUUAUACUGAGAAAAAUGUAGACCACAGUGUAUUGUGAGAGUGGCAGGGUGUUACCUGUAAUUUUUUUUUUUCUUUUUUUUUAUCUGCAACAAAAGAAAAGUUAACAUUAUAUAUUUAUUUAAAUAAAUAAAUAUAUUUUAAUUAUUAUUUUUUUUUUUUUGUUUUUACAAUUAAUUUAUCUAUUUUUUGGAGUUAUUUAAAGUGAAUUUAUUGUUUAUUGUGAUUAUUGGAAUGAUACCUUAACAUUGUGUGACAUAACCAUCACAGUGGAGUUCUGUUUUAUUGCUGCCUCGGGAGGUGGUGGUCCAAUGUUGGUCCCUCCCGUGGCACAAAAUGGACCUGGUGGACGUCAGGUUGUUGGUGAUGUUGGUGGUAUGCGAACAACACAAGGACCUGGUGCAACAGCAACAUUGUGGCCAAUUGCACCAGCUCAUUCAAAUUUAUCAAGUAACCAUCAAUCCCAAGCAACACCACCCCUUGGUGCAGCACCAGCACCAGCUCACAAUCAAGGUCUCAACCGAUUUGAGCUGUACUCUUUGUUUCCUGGUGCUGGUGGUGGUAGCUACGUUGCUGCAAGUCCUGGUCCACCCGCUGCCACCCCACCAAGAACCUUUCACGCAACCACUCAUAAGGAAGAGCGAUCAGUUUCAGAAAGUAUGUUCUCAGCAGCAGUUGGAGUUGGAGUUGGUGGUUACACAUGGGGUGCACCAACACCACCACCAGGUUCACCAUACAGUCCAGUUCCAGUAACCCAACUUGAGCUGUUAGCUAAAAACCUGGCAAAUUUAACUCCUCAUCAUGCACAACAACCAAUGAGUCUUCAAGGUGUUGGUGUCAAUGUUGGCACAAGUCUUCAUCAUUCACAGCAUACAACACAACAUACACUUAAUCUUGCUGGUCUUCAUCAUCUACAUCACGGUGAGUCGACGAUGACAACGACAUCGGCGACCUCAUUCACAACCAAGUUUAUAGAUGAGCGUACUUUUACACUCGGUGGUAUACAUCAAGGAACAUUUUCACCACAAUUAUCAUUGGUAACUGGUACACCAACAUUAACAAUAAAUAGUUUUACAACACCAAAUUCACAAUGUAAUAUUGUGCAGCCAAAUGGUAGUGUAUUACUUCAUGAUUAUCAAUCAUCAAAUGGACAAAAUAAUUUAACAACAUGUACACCAUCAUCAGUUAGUUUAACAACAUUACCAACAACAGCAUGUAGUGUCAGUACAAUGAUGCUACAAGAUGGACAAAAUACAAAUACAUAUUUACAAUCAACAAUGAAAAAACGUGAAUCAUUUGUGACUGCACAAGCACAAAUUAAAGUUGAAAAUACAACGACAACUAGACAAUCAUGUGUCUGUAAAAGUUCCAAUCUUACUGGUAAAACAAAAAUUGUUCAUACUGAGGCUGGAUGUAGUAGAACAUUGCCUGUUGUUUCAUCCUGGAAUAAUCAGGAUUUAUCAACAACAAGUAUUAUUAAAAGAGAACCAUUGACAACAACAGUACCUUGUCAAGUUGCUGAAGUAUCAACUUCACUUCAUGCAACAACAACAGAAGUUAAAAUUGAACCAUUGACUCAAAAAACUGAAAAUGGUAUUGUGGUAUCGACGGCUGCUGGGACGAGUAUUCCAGUUGGCAUUGCUGUUGCAAGACAAAGAUUACAACAUCAGGAAACUUCAUCAACAUCAAUGCGAAAUGUUUCACUUAGUCAUCAUACAUCUCAUGCUAGUUAUCAUCAUUUUCAACCUGACAGUCUUGGACCAACCACGGCCAUGACAAUGGGCGGAGCAACACUUGUACAUUGUGGUAAUGGUGGGGAUGAUAGAACAUCCCAUAUUGCAAUUCCCACGGGUAAUGCAUUAACACCAACAAUAAAUGCAGCAUUGGGCUCGAGUCUAAACUCAGCUACUAUUGCUAACAUUGGUGCAACAACUCAACAUCAUUCUAAUAAUGGUAAUCCAACAACUUGGCCACCAACACUAUGGCAAUAUCCAACAGCAGCAAUGCCAGCCCUUGAGCCAGUCGGUUUUCCUCAGCUCAGCGUUGGUCUUCAAGGAGGUCUUCAACUUGUCCGGGAUCCAUCAACAGGCCACCUGCUUCUCAUUCAUGCUGCUGACGGUUUAAAUUCAGCUGACCAAAUGCAGCAUGCUGUUGUUUGGCCAAAUUAUUCAAAUCACAAUGGACAUAGUAUUGGUACACAACCACUUUUGUUACCACCACCACCUCCACCCUCACUUCAAUUAUUGAGUGAUAUGAAUGGUGCAAGGCUUGUACUUACAGAUAAUAAAAGAAAAACUCAAAAUAAUAAUGUACCAAUUGUUAAAAUUGAAGCUGAUUGUCCAAGUCCACAGACAACAAUCAUUGAAUCAAGUAAAGCAUUGCAAACAGUCACAACAAUGUCAAGUCCAUUGAUACAGGAUAAUCCACUUUUAACAACACUUUAUUAUCCUCAUGCACCAACGGCAAUGGUACAAAUCAAUCAAUCAGAAUCAACACAAUGUCAUACUCAGCAUCGUAAUGCAUUCAUAUCAAAAGCAACAUCACCAGUAUCAUGCUUAACACCACCACCAGAAGUACCAUCAAAUCAGUGUCAUAAUAUUGCUGAUAAUAUAUCAAUAAAUGUACAGGAUGCAUCAAAUCAAACAGAUGCACAAGAAGCUGAUGAUGAACAACAAAAUAAUGAUAAUAAUUUUAAACAAGAACAACCAAUAUUAUCAUGUUAUCAACAAUCAAAUAAUGCUACUGUUAAUAGUGUAUCAUCAAGUGGAAAACCACAAGUAUCAUUACAACCAUAUAAUCUUGUUGCAAAAAUUGAUAAAUCAGAAAAUACACCAAUAAGUAUACCAAUUGUAAAAAAUAUAAAUUCAACAGCAACGAGUUUAUUGAAAAAUGACACUGUUAAUACAGUUGAUCAAACUAUUGAAAGUGUUAUUAGUUGUCGUGCUAAAACAGACAUUGAUAAUAAUGAUAUUGUUGUUGAUAAUAAUGAUGAUAAUGAUGAUGAUAAUGUAUCAUUAAAUGUUGAUGAAAAUUCAGAAGACAGAGUAUCACGUAUUGGCUCGAGAAUGAUUGAAAUAACUGAAGAAAAUUGUGAUAGUUUUCAUGAAAAUUUAGAAUUUUUUGGUAGACGUCGUGAUCCAAUUGAACAACAUCGUCGUCCAAUAUUUACUGAAGAAUUAUUGAAUAAAGAAAAAAUGUUAGAAGAGAAAAGAAGAGAAGAAGAAAUGUUGAAUGAAAAAUUUGAGUUAAAUGAUAAUCAAGAUAGUUGUAUUGAAAAUGAGAAAAUAGAUGUGACUGAAGAUUCAUCAACAGCUGUUACUUCAAGUCUUGAAUGCCAAAAUUUAGAUAAUAUAAAAACUGUAUUAUCACAAAAUAAAAAUGAAAUUAAUCAUCAAAUAAAUUUAGAUACAACAAUUACAAUGUUAAAUACAAAUGAAGAAAAUUCACAAUUAUCAGUUAAAUCAUUUGAUAUGCCAACUAUUGAUUUUGAUGAUGAUAUACAAACAAAGAAAAAUAUAAAAAAUUCAAAACAAGAAAAUAUAGAAAUUAAUAAUACAAAUAAUGAAUUAAAAAAUGAUCAAAGUCAUAACAUUGAUAAUAAACAAAAUAAUAAUGACAACAAAAAAAUUAUUAUAAAUGAUAAAUUACAUCCUGGAAUUGAAAAUGUUGUUGAAAAAUUAAAAAAAAAUGCUGCUGCUGCAAAACAUGAUAAUGAAUCAUCAGUAAUUAAUAAUGAUAAUGAUAAAAUAGCAAAAAAUAACACAGAAAUACCACGUGCUAUUGCUCAUUGUCAACCAAGAAUAAUGGAAAAUGGUUUGAAAAAACGAAUAUUAAGAUCAUGUGAAUUGGAAUAUAAUUUAGAAAAAUUAAAAAAUAAUCAAUUAUCAUUAACAACAGAUACUAUUAAGACAUCAGAAAAUAGCAAUGAUAAUAAUCAUAAUUUAAAAUUAACUGUUGACGUUGUUAAUGAUGAUAAUAAUGAUAAAAAUGAUGAAAAAAUAUCAUCAUCAUCAUUGAAAAUAAUUGAAGAUUCAUCAAUGAUAAUUUCACCAAAAAAAUAUAAUCCAGAUAUAGUUAAUUCAUCACCACCAAAUUCAACAUUAACAUCAAAAGCAUUAGAAAAAUCUAAAAAUGUUAUAAACUCAACAACAACACCAACUAAAAAUCGUGUUGAUUUAAGUGGAUUAGAAUUAUUAUCAAAUAGUAUUGCUGAAUUGGAACAUAUCAAAUCAUCUGAUCCAAAUUCAUCAGAAUAUGAAUCAUUAAACUCACCAAUUAAAGAAACAAAUGAAAUUAAACAAAAUGAAAAUAAUAAUAAUAAUGAAGUUGAUAGUCCAUUGGGUUUACUAUGUGCACUUGCUGAACAAAGAUUUAUGGAAGAAGUUGGUGAUAAUGAUGUACCACAAGACAGCACAGAGGAUGUAUCACAUGCAGGAAGAUUAUUACUUAAUUUAGGUAAAACACAUGAUAAAUCAUUAAAAAGAAAAUAUUCAACAGAUGAUAUUGUAUUUAAAUAUAAUAAAAAAUUACGUAAAAAUGAUAAAAAAAUAUGUGAAUUUGAAGAUGGUGAUGCUGAUGAUGAUUUUACUGAUUCAGAUACAGAAUUAACAAUGAAAAAUAAUAAAAAUAAAUUAUUUAAUGAUAUUAUAAAACGUCAAAAUGAUGAAAAUAUUUUAAUAAAUAAUGAAAAUAAAAAAAAUUGGCCACAUAUUAAUACAGUUGAAAGAAACGUUAGAAAUAGACUUUCUGAUAUGCAAAAAAUGUACAAAGAUAAACAAAAUGAAUUACUUAAUAAUAUAAAUAAUAACAAUAACAAUAAUAAUAAUAAUAAUGAUGAAAAAUUAAGAAAAUUAAGUACAGAUUAUGAAGAUACUGAUAAAUUGUUAAAUUUAAAUUAUGAUAAUAAUAUAAAUGUAAUUAAUACAAAUAUUACAACACCAAUUAUUGAUAAUACAAAUUGCAAUUUGAAUUUAACAAAAUUAAAUGAACCACAAAGUCAUAUUAAAUUAUUAGACAAUAUACCAAGUAUUCCAAUUCCAGUCACAUCAUUUACAAAGAAAAUUAAUAGUUCACAUGAUGAGAAUGAUGGUGAUAAUGAUGACGACGACGACGAUGAAGAUGAUGAUGAUGAAGAAGAAGAUGAAGACGAGGAUGAUGAAGAUGAUGAAGAUGAUGAUGAAGAUGAUGAAGCAACAAUUUUAAAUGAUAAUACAUCAUCACCAUCAUCAACAUUGUCAUCACCAAAAAAACGUAAAGUUGGUAGACCACGUAAAUGUAUACAAGACAGCAAAUCAGCAAAUAUUGAUAAUACAACAAAAAAUGAACUGUUAAAUACAAAAAAUAAAUUAAAUUAUAAAAAAUUAACAUUUAAUAAUAAUACAGGUAUAAAAAAUCAAAAAAGAAUUAAAAAAUCACAUAAAUUAAAGAAAUUAAAUAUCAACAAUACAGCAACAACAAUAAAACAAAAACCAUUACAUAAUAAAAAUGUUAUAAGUGCAAUAAUUGCUGAAAAAGAAAAGCUUAAUAAUGAUGAUAAACAAAAUAAUAAUAAUAAAUUAAAACCAAAAUUAAAAGCUGAAGUUAAACUAAAAAAUUGGAACAAUGAAUAUGAAAAUGAAGAAUGGAAUAAUACAAUAAUUGAUAAAACAAAUAAUAAUAAUGACGAUGAUAAUGAUGAUGAUAAUAAUAAAAAAACAAUUGAUGAUAUUAAAAAAAUAAAUAAUAAUAAAAUAAUAAAAAAGAAAAAACAUAAAUCAACAAGUUCAUCACCAUCACGCAGAAAAUUAUAUGACAAUGAUAACAAUAAAAAAUUAUUAAAGAGAAGAAGAUCAAUUGAUUGUAAAGAUUGUAAAGAGUGUAUGAAAAUAGCAAAAUACGAAAAAACAAAAUUAAAUAAUAAUAUUAAUAACAAUAACAAUAAUAUUAUUAAUAAUAAUAACAAUAACAAGUGUAAAUUAACAUCUGAGCAUUUGGAAAUUGAUAAAAUGAGAGUUUUAACAGCAAUAGGUGGUUUAUUUUAUGCUGGUAUAUUAAGUGCAGUACAAUCACCAGAUAUAUAUUCAAUAACAUUAGAUGGUGAACGUGGUAAUCGACCACACAUACAUUCACGUGAAGAAAUUUUAAAAGAUGCUAUUGUUGAAAUAUGUCCAAAAUCAACAGAUGAAUUACCACCUGGUACAAGAUUAUGUGCAUAUUGGAGUCAACAAUAUAGAUGUUUAUAUCCAGGUACAUCUGUUGAGCCAUCUGAUCCAGAUUCUGAAUUAGAUGAUAAAUUUGUAAGUGUUGAAUUUGAUGAUGGUGACAGUGGUAGAAUAUCACUUGAUGAUAUUAGAUUAUUACAACCAGAUUAUCCAGUUGUUGAGUAUGAUCCAAAUCCAUUAUUAACAUUGGGAAAACGUAAACGACAAGUAUCAUCAUCAACUGAUGAUAAACGUCCAUCUGAUUUAUCAAUACAAUCAAUAAAUUAUCAAAAUAAAAAUUCAAAUGAAUUAAAUAAUGUUAUAAAUACAAAAAUUAUUAAUAAUAAAAAUGAUGAUAAAUUAUUAGAUGAUUAUAAAGAACGUAAAAGAUUAAAAAAACGUAGACGUGAUAAAUUAAAACGUUUACAAGAAUCACAAGAUGGUAAAAAGAAACAUAAAAAACAUAAAUGUUGUGAUGAGCAUAGAAAACAUAAACAUAGAAAACAUAGAAAACAUAAACAUCGUCAUAAUCAUCAUGGUAGUUUUAGUGAUGGUAGUCAUAAUAGUGGUGUUGAAAGUUGUAAAGGACAAAAUAGUGAUGAAGAAAAUAUUAUAAAAACAACAACAAAAAUCAUUGAUAAUAAAAAAAAUAUAAAUUUACAAUUAUGUAAAGUUAAUGAUAAGAUUGAUGAUAAUGUUAUUAAUGAGAUUGAUAAUAUUGAUAAUAAUAAUAAAAAAAUUGAUAAAAAAAAUAAAACAAGAGAAAGACAAGAAUCAUCUGAAAGUAGAAGUAAAAUUGCUGCAUUUUUACCAGCUAGACAAUUAUGGGGUUGGUCUGGUAAAGGUUAUAGACGUCCUGGUGCUAAAGGAAGAGCUAAAAAACAAUUUUUCAAAGCAAUACAAAGAGGUGGUGAGGCUAUUAAAAUUGGUGAUAGUGCUGUAUUUUUGUCGACUGGUCGACCAGAUAGGCCUUACAUUGGAAGAAUUGAAUCAAUGUGGGAAACAUCAAGUUCAAAUAUGAUUGUUAAAGUUAAAUGGUUUUAUCAUCCUGAAGAAACUGUUGGUUGUCCAAGUAAUUUAAAAUAUCCUGGAGCAUUAUUUGAGUCACCUCAUAUGGAUGAAAAUGAUGUACAAACAAUAUCACAUAAAUGUGAAGUACUUCCAUUAUCUGAUUAUACUGAAAAACUUGGAAAAGAACCACACAGAUAUCUAACAAUUUAUGAUAAUAAUGAUAUUUAUUAUCUUGCUGGUUAUUAUGAUCCAACGACAUAUCUUCUUACUAUGCAACCUGGUGUUGUUUGAGAAAAACUUAAGCUGACGAUUAAGCUACCAAGAGUCACUUAAUUCGUCGUCAGCUAUCGUGGUAAUAAAAAUAAAUAUAUUUAUAAUAAUUAUGAAGAAAAAAAAUAUAUAAUAAUAAAUAAAAGAACAUAUUCAUUGAUUAAAAAAAAAAAAAUUUAAUAUAAAAUACUGAAAUAAACUGAGAUUAUUUUUAUCAGCUACUUGAUAAAAAAGCAUUUUUUUUUAAUAAAAAAAAAAAAAGGAUAAUAAGGGCUUGUAAAUAUUAUGUAUAUAAAAUUUAUCUUCAUUAGUUUUAGUUCUUUUUUUCUUCGCUAAUUUUAAGGACUUAGUGAUAGUAUGUCGCUCGAUGCUGAAGAUAAUAAACUCAAGUCCUCGAUGGACUUUAAGAAA